AUGCUGGCUGAUACCGCUGCAGAUCGUGUUGACCUUCUGCCUGAUGACGCACAGUUCGUCUUUGACUUUAACAAAGCCCUAGAUGAGGCUGGCGGCGGCGAUCUAGCUGUAGCAAACCGCAAGACAUUUCCUGCUCUGAUUGGCACCGGAGCUGGGAUGGCUGUUGGCCGUUUAGGACCGUGCGGCUUGAACACGUUUCAUGUCCAUCCCCGAUCAGCGGAGCUGCAACUGGUAAUUGAGGGGCGCAUCAUUACUGAAAUGGUUCCAGAGAAUGGUGUCCUCGAUGGUGACGGAAAACGCCGGGUUAUCAAGAACGAGAUCGGCCCGCUCGAGAUGACGCCGUUCUACCAAGGCUCUAUCCACACGCAGUUCAACCCUGACUGUUCUGAUGCUAUCUUUAUUGCUUCUUUUGCUAGUGAAGACUUUGGCACCGGACAAAUCUUUGACCAGACUUUCGCUUUUGAAAACGAUAUGGUGGCGGCUGCCCUUGGACAGGCCGUGGCGGGUGAGGAUGUUGAUGCUGUGCGUGAUGCAAUUCCGGUUAACAUUGCUCUUGGCAUAGAUGGAUGCCUGCAGCAAUGUGGUAUCGAGAAGAGGGCUCGCUAA
Molecule: messenger RNA, 606 nt
Organism: Fusarium keratoplasticum
Lineage: Eukaryota; Fungi; Ascomycota; Sordariomycetes; Hypocreales; Nectriaceae
Product: Cupin type-1 domain-containing protein
Exons: 3
Coding region: 1-606 (201 amino acids)
Cellular component (GO): cell wall
Molecular function (GO): manganese ion binding
Source: RefSeq, a predicted model, not a curated record